This is a messenger RNA of Colias croceus (clouded yellow), 6574 nucleotides long. RefSeq lists its product as uncharacterized. The coding region runs from base 259 to 4335 and encodes 1358 amino acids. The record is from RefSeq and is a predicted model, not a curated record. The transcript has 13 exons. NCBI's taxonomy places the organism in Eukaryota, Metazoa, Arthropoda, Insecta, Lepidoptera, Pieridae.
UCCUCCGCGCCGGGUGCACGUAUAUACCGCGCGCUGUCGAAAUAUACAAUUUGUUUGUCAACAAUAAUUCCAUCGAAUCAUCGAUAAUUGCGUAACAACUCUCGCUGUUCUAUUUUUAUAAUAUAUCUGUGUUUGUAAACAGUGAUGUGCUUGUUAUGAAUAGAGCCGUUUCCCCCUUUUUGAAAACGUUCUAUUUCUGUUUAUCGUGGACGGUAGUGUUCGUAGUGGUAGUGAUGUGAAUUGAAAUUGGAUUCAAUCAUGUUUGGAGUAUUCAUUAGACGGUGGAAGCCUAAAAGAUCAUCGAACAAUGAAAGAAGUGAAAGUCCGGAGCCAGAUGACAAUGUGUCACCGGAACCUCCCGAUAGACCCCCCGGGAAGGUGCGCCAAGUGCACCCAGAGCAGAAAACGCAAUUGCUCGCAUACGACUCCACGUACCGCAGAAAGAACAAACCAAACUCCCUGCCCUUAGAAGACAAUCAGAUGUAUAACCAUUUAGCGAAUACGAACGUCGCUAUGUCGCCCAUGUAUCCCUUGACGCCGAACAUUUGUAUCGAAGGUGGGAAGAUUGAGUUCAUAAAAUCUCCACCUGUCAGUGCUAGGAACAGCAUGGCGCUAGCGUCGCCGCCACAGACGCCGCUAGCGACACGCCGCGGAUCUCGUGACAAACGUGACAUAAGGGCAGGGAGCGAUGAGCCGGAAAAGUUCGACGGUGAUAAGGAACUGCUAGAAAAGCGAAUAAAGCAGUUGGAGGGACAGCUAGAGGAGGAAAAACGAAAAACUCAGCGCGAGCGCAUGGCGGUCACUAAACUGCAGAAUAAAUUAAUUAAGCGCGAGGGUGCUGCGCGCAACGAUGCGGAACGUGAGCGUCGCGCGCGCGGCGACUGGGAGGCGCGGGCGCGCGCCGCUGAAGCGGACGCGGCGCGACUCGCGGGCAAGCUGCACGCUGCGCAGCGGGAGAUUGUCAGAAUGGAAGAAACGGUACGCUCGCUGCUUCAACACAAGAAUCGAGUGGAAACUUUGAAGCAAGAGAAAGCGUCUUUAUCUUCAGCGCUGGAGGCGUCAGCAGCGCAUUACCAAAGUCAGUUGUCAGUGCUGUCAGCUGAAAACGAGCGGCUGCGGGGUCAGUUGUCAGCACUGUCAGUCAGCCUCGGGGUCGGGGAGCAUGAGAAAAAGUUGGACGAUGUUGCGCAACAAGUCGUGCGAGCGCUGCUCUCUCAAAAGAGCGUGCGCGAAGAGCUCGGUUGUGCAAGAGCCCGUAUCCGCGAGCUAGAAGCACAAAACAGAGCGUUAAGCGCGUUGCUGGUGCGGCAACUCCGCCCGCAGCCGCGCCCCUCGCCGGCAACGCCGCACACGCCGGCCGCGCACACUCCCGCUACACCGCACACGCCUGUUACACCGCUUAAUAGGGAUCUGCAAGUACACCUCCUAGACGUGGGUUCAUGCGGGUCGCUAGUAUCGUUCCGCGACUCGCCGCCGCCCGGCCCGCCCGCGCAGCUGCCGCACGCGCUCAGUCAGGACGACAAGAGGCGACAUCAGAUACUAGCCGAUAUAUGGACUGAGCUAAAGGGUCUGGAAGUAACGCCAGCGAACCUAGCCCGUGCGUUGUCAGCAGUGGAUCCCACGCUGUGGGCGGCUCCCACACGACCCGCCACGCUCAGUCUUAGCGUGCCCAGUGCGGAAAAAGGGAAAGAAGCAACAGUAGAAAAGGAAGAAGAAACGGGCGAGCAAUGUGAAGCGGGCGCAGAAUCUCCAGAAAGCGGCGCCAAAGACGAAGGUUAUUCCACCAUGUCUAGUGACGUGCAAGCAGAUGCUUCACGUCAGAGUGAUCAUGCUGUAGACAGAGUUCUACCAGACCUGAACGAAGCGUCUGACGAGACAGACAACCAGACCAUCGUGUCCAUCAACCCGCGGGAGACUCGUCGACACGCCAGACUGCUCGCAGAAGCAGACUAUAUUUACUUCCCCAUUGGUGUCGCGUUUGCUGGCAUAAGGGGUAGUUAUCCACCCUCCCGACCAGUUCUACCCUUCCAACAUGUUGUUCGCAGCUUCUCAGAUUCUCAUUUGUGUUUAAAACUACUCGCUGGUACCACCUGUCCAACUAGCUGCCUAGAUUCCCCCUCCCCUAGUUCGGGUGUUUUAGUUCUAGAUCUCAAACCGUCACCAGAAAGACCUUUAAGGAGGCCGGCCAUCGCUUCCACUACUAGCUCAGAAAGAGUCUCCUGGGGAAGUACUGUUGAUGAACGAGCAGAUGGAUCUCAGUUCGAUUCUGACUACGUUCAACAUUGGUUAGAACUGGACGACGCUAGAUCUGCUCUACAACAGAGGCACAGAGAUUUAGCGGACUUAGAAUACGAUAGAGCUGAAUUAGAAGACUGGAGCUUGUCGUUGUCGUGCGAAGAUCUCAGAGAUAGACAAUCACCUUUCGCUGAAAUAACGACGCCCGGGCAAAUAUCUCUAUCCACUCUACCAAGUAUAAGGGAAGAUGAUGCGCUAGAAUUAGAAGAAGAUGUAGGUGAUUGCUUAUGGAAUGAUUGCGGUUUUGCGACGGUAGAAAUCGACGAAUGUCGGAUAGCCGAUGAUAACGAAACUUCAGAAAAGAGAUGGGAAUAUUCAGGAACACAUUCUCCCGGUGGAUCGUGGUCGAGUGCAUCUGAUGCCCCAGAAAAGAGAUCUAGCACAGCUUUAAGCGAAGACGGUGACUGUGCAAACGUCGGUUUAGAUUUCACAAGAGAUUUCUACCGUCUCGUUAAAUAUGAAAGCACGAAGAGCUUAGCGUCGAAUUCUUCAAAAAGCGUGCCGAAUCAAGAUCAAAAUAGUCACUUGAGAAUUCAUGACGUGCAGUCAAUGGCGUUACAAGACCGAGAGCAAGCGCUACAGAACGUGCUCAACUUCAUAGCGGAACAACAGAAGUACUGCCGCGAUAGAGAGGAGUCUGAUUCAAUGUCGUCCCGUCCUGUGUCUGAAAUACGAGAAUUACCUCCUCCAUAUGCCGCUGCUGACUUUGACGAUGAAUCCGUCGACCCGCGCAGUGAAGUUUCCGAUGACAGGCAAAGGCCUGAUUCAUUCGGAAGUUUCUCUGAAAACGAUUCAUGUGAUAUACACGAUAGACCAAAAGUUGCAUUCUGUGACGUAGUAUCCGAGCCAAAAUCAACGCCAAGGUUCAUAGAAAAAGAAGAACCUUACGCAGAAUCAGAAGGUUAUUACGUCGAUAUGUCGCAAGCGGAUAACGCGGAAAAUGAAAUAGACCAACACCAUUUGCUCAAAGUUCAGAGAAAGAACGAAAUCAACAAAAUAAUCGACGUAAGCAAUCUAACAGAUCUCGAUCAGGCGUCUUGUUUACGAGACGACAAAACGGAAACUGAAGCUAGUCGCCCAGAGAACUGCCCAUUAAAAGAGAACAAUGUAAAUAUAAUAAACAGGCCAGUACCAAAUGAAAAAGAGGUAGAAACGUGUCUCGCGAAGUCAAUGAGUUUUCCGAACACGAGCGAGACAGAAAUAUCUCUAAUGGACGAGAUAUUAAACGCUUGUCGGCGAAGCACAGUCGCUUUAGUAACCGUCCCAGAAGAGGAAGAAAACUCGUCACCUGAGACGAGUUCCCCUCAAAUGACUGAAUCGAAUACGACCAGCACUUCUACAGCUGAAACUGUGAUAAUAAGCAAUAAGAAUGACGGGAAGGAUGUACGGAGAAGGGAGAAGAGUCGAAUCCCUACAUUAAUGGGCGGGAAAAGGCCGCCAUCUUCCCCGAAUAAGACGAAAUCCAAAAUACCCGUAGCAGAUAAGAAUAAAGCAACGAAUCAAGUCACCGAGUCGAUUAUAGUUAAGCAGGAACAUACGUUGAGUUUCCACGAAGCGGCUACGUCUAAAGAAGUCAUUGAAGAGCUUAAUAGAAUGAUUCGUCAGAGUGAAGGAGCUCCGGCUGAAGUUAAGAAUGAAGAAAGAACAGAGAACGCAUAUGCUCAAAAGGAUAGUGCGUUGUGGGCGCCCACCGGUUGGGUGCAUGUUGAAAAAGAUAUUGAUUUCAGCGAUCCUAAGGCGCGCGCCAAUCUCCUAGACGUGAUGCUCGCGUCGAGCGACUCGUCCCCCUCCUCGUGCGGCUCGUCGCCCGCCGACGCGCCGCCAUACUCGCGUCUGCACAGGUUACACCGCUCGAGGAGACAGAAAACUGCGGCGGCGCUGCGGCGCGGCGGCGGGCGGCCCCGCGCGCGCCCCACCAUCCUCGGCCGCGACGACUUCUUCGUGCGCUUCGCCGAACCCGAACGAGCCGCCGUCGCCUCAUUCGACUUCCUCGACGAACUCUCCGGCAACUCGUCGCCGGACACCAAAGACUGUCAUUGAUUGUGUGACUGAAUAAAGUGUAUUUGCGCGCCUUUUGUUUUUUUUUGUGCUUGGGUUCUGUCAGUUUUGACAGUUGUGUUGAUACGUUAUUAUUAGGGGAGAAAUCAGGAGAAAUACAGCUUUUAUGUAUCUGUGAAUCUGUUUUCUGUAGAACUGACUUUAUUAUGCUUGUAGGGAGUUUUACAGCAACGUACCGAAUAUAUUUUUAUAUGUUGUGAUAUUCCCGCUCUCGGUCGCUUUCGACGCCAAUUAUUAGUAGGCGGCUGCGACUAGGCUGCAGCUUUUCUGCCAAUAGUUUAUUAGGUGUAGUCGUUCUAAUAAUCUAACGAAGCACUUAAUCUUAAGUAAGCUCGGGGAGGACGAGUCGGUCAGUGACUGCGUUAUUUUAUGUUUACUUCGGGUCUAGUUAUUGCAUUUGUGACAAGAUAUAAUGAGACUGCGAACGGCUGCUUGAGAUCCGUAAAGGACCCGAAAUUAUUAAUUACUUCUGCGUUGUUCGCUUACGCUUCGUACCGGUAACACCGACCUAGGUAAGAAGAUAAGUAAUGACUAAGUAGGUAAAUGAAAGCUGCGGCCUCGAAGUAAUGUGAUAUUUUUGUAUAUACUGUAAGUCCCACUUAUUUUCGUAUACAUUUAAAUGGAUUCCUUUGAACUCGAAUGAAGCGUACUGUUGGGUUUAGAAUGUGUAUUUAGUGUGCCCAAACGUGUGCUGUUAUAUUAAGGUGUACUCUUAGCACACACGAGGGAACUCCCUUGUGGGUUUACUAUAUUGUAAUUUUAAGUACUUAUGUAAAUAUUGACGAUUAUUUGCGUAUCGAGCUAGUAACUACACUUAAAAGUUAUAAAGAAUAGUCAUAUUCUAUAAUGGUCGAAUAAUCUUAUAAAAUCCAUUAAAUCAAAGGGUACUAAAUAUGAUAAGUGUAUAUAUGUUAUGACGUCACUGAAUGCUAUUUAUUAUUUUGUAUCAUUUGCGUUGUCUUUGUGUAUAAUUAGGAACAUAUCAUAAAAUUGUAUUAUUUUCAAGUAUCAAUGUAAUAAUUAUUAUUAGCAAUGACAUGAGAAAAAUGAUUAAAAACAAACAAACAAGUAUGUUAUUACAUUUUUCAUACCUAUAACCUAAGCCUAAAACAUAUUUAACAUUAUUCGUAAAUCAUUAAAAAUAAUAUUGUCUUUUGGCGAUGGACCUGUCCAGAUGACAGUCGGUAUGAAUAAGGUGACGUUUCAGUUGGCGCCAAAUCAAAGAUUUAAAUCCAAAAUAGGUACUCGUGUCAAAGCUUAUUAUAGUUGCAAAAUAAUUUACAGAAUGUAUAAGAUUGGAUGUGGUUAUGAACCUUGUGAAUUCGUAGUGACUUGCUACUUUAUUACGCAUAUUUGUCGUAAUGGCGAAACCAAAGCUAUUAUUUACACAAAAUACAGAAUAUUGCCACCACUUGUUACGCUGAAACACAAAUUAAAUUGCCCGUUUUAUUAUUAGUUACCCCAGCUUUGUUUUAAUGGCAAACGUUGAAGACAAUAAGGAAGAUUUUUACCUAUUAUAUUAAUGAAUAGAAACGAAAUGUCGACUCGACCGAUAUCUAAAAUAUUAUCUAUUCUAUUAGUACUUAUAUUUAAAUUGGUAUAUACUUAAGUUCGGGUACACUAUACAAUAUGUCAAUAGUUUUCGCUGUUUUAGAUCAUUAAAAUCAUCAGAAAUAUUUUACGAAGCAAUAAACACCAAUUAUUAUUAAUAUAUUUUUGACAAUUUAUUGGAAGACGUAAGAUGUAUUCAAUUAUGUAUCCGAGCAAUGUACAAGGUUUAAAUAUUAAUGUAUUUCAUUUAUAUAAAUUAACUAGACCUUCAAAUUAGGAUCCUGAAAUUUACAACUGAUUUAGCGAUAGAAAUACACUGUUCCUAUAAUAAUAGUUCACUCCUGUCAAUGUAGGUGUAAAGUUGUGUGGAUUGACCUCUUGACUUGUAUUGGCAAUUUAUUUCUGUCAUUAAUACAUUGUAAUAAUAAUGUAAUUGUAGGAUCCAGAAGUACUGUGAUUGGUAACUACCAAGUUUGAAGCACAAUCGGAUAAAUAGAAAAUAUGAAACGUAUUCCUCAAUAUUGGGUGCAUUUUUCGUACACUCUAACCUAAGAUAGAGAUACUUGAAAUAGGUAGGUACUUUGAACAGUACAAAAUGUGUAGAAUAACAGUAUAAUUUAAUUAUAUACUAUUGCAGAUGGGUUAAAUAAACGAUUCCGUUCCCAAAUAA